Molecule: messenger RNA, 1209 nt
Organism: Drepanopeziza brunnea f. sp. 'multigermtubi' MB_m1
Lineage: Eukaryota; Fungi; Ascomycota; Leotiomycetes; Helotiales; Drepanopezizaceae
Source: RefSeq, a predicted model, not a curated record
AUGGCCUCCGAGAAAUCCAAAGCCCGCGAGGCUAAGAAGGCAAAGAAACCUGUCCAGCAUCAAAAGCCCACGAAAAAGACCCCUCCACUAGCUGCAUACAAGAGCCAGGAGUUCGUGCACGAGAGUGACAGCGAUGAAGAAGGGAAGAAUGCGAAGGGGAAGAAGCAUGAGUCAGAGGAAGCAUCCGAUAGCGACGAAGAAUCAUCUUCCGCGGAAUCAAUCAAAGCUACCUCCAAAAGCAAUGGCAAAAUGCCCGCACCCUCGGGAAGCAGCAGCGAGAGUGAGGAUGACAGCGAGGACAGCGAUGAGGCCAGCGAGGAUGAGGACUCCGACGAAGCUACAAACCCAGCUCCGGUAGCUACGAAACCUACAAAGCAACCUGCGAAAAAAUCCACCGAAAAAGUGGUACUGUCCAAUUCACCUCGUCCAUUCAAAGCUCCUGCAGGAUUCAACCCGGCGACAGUAGAUGGAAACUUGGGUGCUUCGACUAUGUUAAGGGAAUCAAAUUUGGCGGGCAAGCAGAUUUGGUAUUUUACCGCGCCGACUUCUGUUCCAAUUUCCUCGCUCAAGGAGAUUUCUCUGUCGGAUGCGACAAAUGGCAAAUCAGUCUUGUCAUACAAGGACAAUGAUUACGGAUUCAUGGAGUCGGCCGAGGACAAGACAUAUACGAAGAUCAUGGUACCAAGCAGCUCCCAUGAUGGGUACCAAUAUGCUUCCAAAUCUAUUGAUCGAGUAUUCCAACUACAUAAAAUCGUUCGAAAUCCUACCACCGAAGAUCCUUCCAAAGCGACAGUCCCCGCCAAAAGACCCGUCAGGCAACAACCUAGAGGCAUGAAGAUGCGAUUCCGUCCUAUUGGCUUUGGCUCUGGGGAAACUGGAAGGAUUGGGUCCGCUACACCUGAGCCUCAAGCAGAAAUGGAUGAGGCUACACCAGCGACCUUCCGUAAAGCCCCCGGAGCCUCUGACUCUGAUUCGGACGAAGUGAUGGAAGAUGCGCCCCCCAUACCCAAGAAAUCACGCACCAAAUCAAAAUCCAGCAAAUCUGAGAAGGAGCCUUCGCUGAAGAGGAAGCAUAGAGAAGGCGGAGAAAAUAAGUCCAAGCACAGUUCGUCCAGCAAAAUGAGUAGCAGUGAACGCAAAGAGCUAAAACGAUUGGAGAAAAAGCAGAGCGCAUCUCAGCUAAGCACAGUCGGCAAUCCAUCAGCGUAA